CCGCUCCUGUCUCAGCUCCGACCUCUUCCCAGUUCUCUGUCAAUGUUAGAUUCUAUCCCCUUGUUGUUUUUAUUCUUUUGUUGCGUGGAAAGAUAAAUGUUUCUUUCUUUGUUCUCCAAUCAAGGCAGAGACCUUCCUCCUGGAGGCACGGAUCGGCUCAGCUUGAAUACUCCUCUCCUGCUGUAGUGUUGCCACUGUUUUGAAACGAUUGUCAUGCAGAGAGAAAAGGGAAGAAAUCUGGUAAAUAAAUUGUUUACAUCUCACACACCCUCCUUCAAGGUUAAAUAAAGGGAUUUAUUAACCAGGCAGAGGGGAGCUGUCAGGGUGCAGAGCAUCCCGUAUUGCAGAGUCCCAUGCACCUGCAGCUGGAUGUCUGGGGGCUUUUCUGUUAAAUUAAAUUACCUGUCCAGCUAAAUGUGCUGCAACUCAGAGCAAUACUCUCUGUAUAUGGACGUUGUCAGGUUUUAGCUGAAUAGAUUAUCUCUGAACACUUGAUAUAAUCCUGCAAACAGAGUUUCUACACUAACACACACCCUGUUAUCAGUCAUUAAAUGACUCUCUCCUCGCUCUGUAUAUUGUGUAAUAUAUAUACAGGGGGACUCUCCCUUCGCUCUGCAUAUUGCGUAAUAUAGAUACAGGAGGGACUCUCUCCUCGCUCUGUAUAUUGUGUAAUAUAGAUACAGGGGGGGCUCUCUCCUCGCUCUGUAUAUUGUGUAAUAUAGAUACAGGGGGGACUCUCUCCUCGCUCUGUAUAUUGUGUAAUAUAGAUACAGGGGGGACUCUCUCCUCGCUCUGUAUAUUGUGUAAUAUAGAUACAGGGGGGACUCUCUCCUCGCUCUGUAUAUUGUGUAAUAUAGAUACAGGGGGACUCUCUCCUCGCUCUGUAUAUUGUGUAAUAUAGAUACAGGGGGGACUCUCUCCUCGCUCUGUAUAUUGUGUAAUAUAGAUACAGGGGGGACUCUCUCCUCGCUCUGUAUAUUGUGUAAUAUAGAUACAGGGGGGACUCUCUCCUCGCUCUGUAUAUUGUGUAAUAUAGAUACAGGGGGGACUCUCUCCUCGCUCUGUAUAUUGUGUAAUAUAGAUACAGGGGGACUCUCUCCUCGCUCUGUAUAUUGUGUAAUAUAGAUACAGGGGGGUCUCUCUCCUCGCUCUGUAUAUUGUGUAAUAUAGAUACAGGGGGGACUCUCUCCUCGCUCUGUAUAUUGUGUAAUAUAGAUACAGGGGGACUCUCCCUUCGCUCUGCAUAUUGCGUAAUAUAGAUACAGGGGGGACUCUCUCCUCGCUCUGUAUAUUGUGUAAUAUAGAUACAGGGGGACUCUCCCUCGCUCUGUGUAAUAUAGAUCCCAUAGAUACAGGGGGGGCUCUCCUCGCCAUAUCUGUAUAUUGUAAUAGAUAGGGAUACAGAUACAGGGGGACUCUCUCCUCGCUCUGUAUAUUGUGUAAUAUAGAUACAGGGGGACUCGCUCUGUAUAUUGUGUAAUAUAGAUACAGGGGGACUCUCCCUUCGCUCUGCAUAUUGCGUAAUAUAGAUACAGGGGGGGCUCUCUCCUCGCUCUGUAUAUUGUGUAAUAUAGAUACAGGGGGGGCUCUCUCCUCGCUCUGUAUAUUGUGUAAUAUAGAUACAGGGGGGACUCUCUCCUCGCUCUGUAUAUUGUGUAAUAUAGAUACAGGGGGGACUCUCUCCUCGCUCUGUAUAUUGUGUAAUAUAGAUACAGGGGGGACUCUCUCCUCGCUCUGUAUAUUGUGUAAUAUAGAUACAGGGGGGACUCUCUCCUCGCUCUGCAUAUUGUGUAAUAUAGAUACAGGGGGGACUCUCUCCUCGCUCUGCAUAUUGUGUAAUAUAGAUACAGGGGGGACUCUCUCCUCGCUCUGUAUAUUGUGUAAUACAUAAUAUACAUAGAAUUUGUAAGGUGAUUAUUUUCCUGUAUUGUAAUUGAUUGGUCGCUGUUUAUUGGAAUGUUUUUGUUACAUUCAGGGUUAACAUCCCAGGGGGGUUAUAGAAGCUCCACCCACAAGCAAUACAGCUGCUGUGAGCUCCGCCUCUAUCAGGAAGUGAAUACACCAUGGAUUCCAAGCGGCAGAGCCAUGUGACUCUGUGCUCCCUGAGACAUGAUGGUCAGCGCUACCUGUGCCAUGGCCGGCAGCAGAGCCAAGAGACUGGCAGCUUGGACUUAUUGUAAGCUGGGGCAUUGUGUAUCACUGUGUCUCUGUCUCUCUGUUUGGGGCAGGGGAAUGUCUGCUAACAUGGGUUUCUGUAUAUGAAAGUAUGUCUGCAUGUGCAGCUACCUCUCAGUGGGUGUCUGUGGUUAUGUGUGGUUUGUCUGCUUCUUAGUAUGUAGUGUGUCUGUGUCUCGGUAUUUGUGUUGUUGCUUUGUGUAUUUCCAUCUCAGUAUCUCAGGGUCUGUUUGUGGCUCUGUGUGUCUGUCUGUGGCUCUGUGUGUCGGUGUCUCCAUAAGGUAAUCCUUGCCUCUGUGUGUGUUUGUGUCUUUGUCUUAGUAUCGAAGUGUCUCUCUGUGACUUUCUGUAUGUGCGUUGUAGCUCUGCGUGUUUGCUCUAUGUUUUUGACUGUGUCUCUAAGGUAGUGUUUGCCUCUGUGCGUGUGUGUGCCAUCAGGCUGUGAAGUGCAUCCCUCCUGCAUACAUUUGUUUACCCCUCUUCAUGGCAUGCAAACAGGAAACGGUUUGCUCUGUUUUGUGACACUGUGACUGUCUUGUACUGGGACACUAAGGAUGUGGUCUCUUAUGGUGCUCUGAGACUACAGCUGUCAUAAUUCCAUUUGGUGAGGGAUUAUGGGUUUUAAUGCUAAGUAGUAUGUGAGCAGCACUUUAGUAAUAAGGGAUUGUUGCUUCCAUCGAGCUCACUGUCUCACUCCUAUCUCCAGGAGGUCUCCCAUACUACCAGUUAUAUCCUCACUGUCUCUCACUCCAGUUUCCAAGGGGUCUCCCAUGUUGUGCCACCUUAGAAUCCUGUCUUCAUGCAAUCCCUAUACAUUGGAGUUUAUUAUAAUUUAUAUGAGAUUGUAAUUAAUUGCAGAAUUCACGCUAAAAUAGUCAAACUGUGACUGUAACAAUUUUUCCAAAAAUACAGGGAGUGCAGAAUUAUUAGGCAAAUGAGUAUUUUGACCACAUCAUCCUCUUUAUGCAUGUUGUCUUAUUCCAAGCUGUAUAGGCUCGAAAGCCUACUACCAAUUAAGCAUAUUAGGUGAUGUGCAUCUCUGUAAUGAGAAGGGGUGUGGUCUAAUGACAUCAACACCCUAUAUCAGGUGUGCAUAAUUAUUAGGCAACUUCCUUUCCUUUGGCAAAAUGGGUCAAAAGAAGGACUUGACAGGCUCAGAAAAGUCAAAAAUAGUGAGAUAUCUUGCAGAGGGAUGCAGCACUCUUAAAAUUGCAAAGCUUCUGAAGCGUGAUCAUCGAACAAUCAAGCGUUUCAUUCAAAAUAGUCAACAGGGUCGCAAGAAGCGUGUGGAAAAACCAAGGCGCAAAAUAACUGCCCAUGAACUGAGAAAAGUCAAGCGUGCAGCUGCCACGAUGCCACUUGCCACCAGUUUGGCCAUAUUUCAGAGCUGCAACAUCACUGGAGUGCCCAAAAGCACAAGGUGUGCAAUACUCAGAGACAUGGCCAAGGUAAGAAAGGCUGAAAGACGACCACCACUGAACAAGACACACAAGCUGAAACGUCAAGACUGGGCCAAGAAAUAUCUCAAGACUGAUUUUUCUAAGGUUUUAUGGACUGAUGAAAUGAGAGUGAGUCUUGAUGGGCCAGAUGGAUGGGCCCGUGGCUGGAUUGGUAAAGGGCAGAGAGCUCCAGUCCGACUCAGACGCCAGCAAGGUGGAGGUGGAGUACUGGUUUGGGCUGGUAUCAUCAAAGAUGAGCUUGUGGGGCCUUUUCGGGUUGAGGAUGGAGUCAAGCUCAACUCCCAGUCCUACUGCCAGUUCCUGGAAGACACCUUCUUCAAGCAGUGGUACAGGAAGAAGUCUGCAUCCUUCAAGAAAAACAUGAUUUUCAUGCAGGACAAUGCUCCAUCACACGCGUCCAAGUACUCCACAGCGUGGCUGGCAAGAAAGGGUAUAAAAGAAGAAAAUCUAAUGACAUGGCCUCCUUGUUCACCUGAUCUGAACCCCAUUGAGAACCUGUGGUCCAUCAUCAAAUGUGAGAUUUACAAGGAGGGAAAACAGUACACCUCUCUGAACAGUGUCUGGGAGGCUGUGGUUGCUGCUGCACGCAAUGUUGAUGGUGAACAGAUCAAAACACUGACAGAAUCCAUGGAUGGCAGGCUUUUGAGUGUCCUUGCAAAGAAAGGUGGCUAUAUUGGUCACUGAUUUGUUUUUGUUUUGUUUUUGAAUGUCAGAAAUGUAUAUUUGUGAAUGUUGAGAUGUUAUAUUGGUUUCACUGGUAAUAAUAAAUAAUUGAAAUGGGUAUAUAUUUGUUUUUUGUUAAGUUGCCUAAUAAUUAUGCACAGUAAUAGUCACCUGCACACACAGAUAUCCCCCUAACAUAGCUAUAACUAAAAACAAACUAAAAACUACUUCCAAAAAUAUUCAGCUUUGAUAUUGAGUUUGUUGGGUUCAUUGAGAACAUGGUUGUUGUUCAAUAAUAAAAUUAAUCCUCAAAAAUACAACUUGCCUAAUAAUUCUGCACUCCCUGUAUAUAUAUUUUUUUUUUACCUAAGUUUUGCAAUUCAGUUUCCAACUCCCUACAAUUCUGUGCUUAGUGAAUAAACUGCUCUAGUUUCCCUUACCAUUCUGCACAGCUUCAAACACUCUCUAAAAUCCCACCAAUUAAUAGACACCAACCUCUAACCCACUAUCUGUCUCCAUAGAGGUUCUGGAUCUUUCCAAAUCUAUGUGGCACCGACUGUUGGAGAACACUGACCGCACACAAAAACAUAAUGUCUUGUCCUUCACUUGGUCUCCUUAUACAUCUAUUUAGUAUUUCACAUGGACUGUAACUGGGUUAUCUCAUAUCACUACAAAUCUUCCAUCACAUCCUUCUGUUUAUCGCCUCCUGCCAUGUAGUAACUUGAGACAGCAGUAAGUCAUGUCUUGUUUAUUGUGCGCCAACUUGUCUGUAAUCCUGCUUUAGUGUAUGACAUUCUGGAUGUUGCUUGUGCUUUGUUGAAGCAAAUCCUCUUUUACUGUGAAAUGUUUUCUGAGAGAUGACGUGUCAUAGACAUUCCUGAAAUAUGUCUCUUUUGGGGCGCACAGCAUUAUUUGUGAUUUGGUUAAAUAACUUUCAUUAUCUUCUUCUUUCAGUGUAACGAACGGUAUUGAUGUUUGGAAAGCGGAUGUGACAAAGGAGGCCCAGGAACAGUGGGUAAGGAUCAAACAACCUUAAAAGCCGUCCGCCACGUACCCCGAGCUCCCUGUGUAAAUGGCUGUAGUAGAAAACAUAUUAGAUAUGAGAUUGCAUGUAGGCAAUUUGCUCUUAAAUUUCCAUUUUGCAAGAUUCAAAUUCCUUAGCCGAGUCCAUAGAAAGUUUUAAUUGUGUACUAGAGAUAAUUACCAAAUCAUGUGUCCGCUACGGUCUUCGUAGAAUUAACCCCCAAUAUUUUUUACUUAUUUACAGGCUGAUUUUCCAUUUUAAAGGAAUGUCCCUAUACCAUCUGAAAGUUUUUAUAAAUAUUUUUACAGGGUUGUCCACUAAAGUUCGAAAAUAAUACAUCUUCACCCAUGGAGGGCUCACCGCAGAAUGAGUGCUUCUAACUAUGACCGGUUUCACAAAGCGUGCAAAUAUUUCCCACACUUUGCAAUAUGACCAAGAGCUCUCUGAUUGGCUAGUUAACCAACCGUUCUUAGUGCUCUGACAACCAAGUGUUCGUCCUCCCCCCCGAUUUUUCACAGGUGAUGGGGCCUUUUCUAGUCACUAGGUUUUUAAUGUUUAGUAGGCUGAUUAGAUUUUUAAACCUCCCUUAUAGUAAUAUGGGGAUCUUAGAAAUCCCUACAGGAUUCUACUUUAUUUUAUUUUUUUAUGUGGAAACUGGCUAGUAAUUCUUUGUGAAUUCUUUGGCGCGCGCGCACACACACACACACACACGUACACAAACCUUGACACUCAGACACACAUACACUCUCACUGAAAAACACACAUAUACUCUUUUACAGACACACAUUCAAACAUAUACACUCUCACUGGCAAGAACAGAUACAUUCUCACUGACAAAGACAUUCACUCUCACUGACAAACACACAAAUACUCUUUGACAGACACACAAACACAAACUCCCUAACAGACACCAACUUUUUACAUUUUUCUCCACCCAGCCCCCCUACCUUUAGGGUUCAGUGGGGCUGCUGGGCGGUUGGCGAGUGGUCCCUGGGGUCCAGUAGGGGGCUGGUGAAUGGUCCCUGGGGUCCAGUGGGGCUGCUGGCGUGCGGGCGUCGAGGGAGCAGUGAUCUCCCUGCUCCGCUCCGUCGCGCGCCUCUUCGUGAUGCCGGAGCCAGAGAGACGUCAUAUGACAGCCCCAGCAUCACUAAUGUGCGCGCAAGGUCGCUGAGCAAGGAGAUCACUGCUCCCUCGCCGCCCGCGGCCUUUUUUAAAUUAUUUUUUUACUUUUGACAGAACCCCAGUUGGUGUUCCGCGAGCCCCAGUUCCGCGGAACACCAAUUGGGAAAUGCUGUUCUAAAGCAUUCAUAACUACCUCCACCCCUGAUACCAUCAUGCCCAUCCAAUAUCUAACGUCAGGAUGCCUUGGGCAGUAACACAUUCGAUAUAUAAAUACAAUACUCAUACAACAGUUUGCAGUUAUGUUUUCUCUUUUACCACUAGAGGGUGGUAUGACCUCAUCAAGCAGAGAGACUGAUCAGUUUUCAAAUGGUAUAUUUUGGAGCCAACAUAUUCAGUAGCGCUGAUAUUAAUCUGUCGCUAACUACUGAAAAUGCAUGUUCUUUGGGACAGGAAAGUCAUUUUCAGUCCAUUAGAAUUCAUUUUAUCAAACACCAUUGUGAUAGUCUGAGUUUUUGUAAUUAACAUAAAAUAUUUUAUGGUGCUUCCAAAAUAAGAAAGCGGAGGACUGGCUACGAUAAAGGCAUUAAUGAUGUAUUUUUAUGCUUUCAGAACACUGCCAGCACUUUGAGCAAUUCCUCGGACGGCUUAGAAAGCCUUCGGUAAGGAGUCUGGUUCAGACUGCAAGGCAUGUUAUGGCUGCAUGUUGACCAUCACUAAUUAGAUUAAUCUAAUGCCAUAAUCAUAAUCAAUUUUUUUCUUUGCUUGUUCUUUUAUAUUUUAUUCCCUUAAACUUUUCACUGUUUCUUCAGCAUCGAUUAAAAACAAAUCGUACCCCUUACCCCAUUUUCCUUCCUCUUACCCCAAGUGCUCAGAGAUAUCUGCCUUAUGUUUGGUCGAUUAACGCAGCGUAUGCUCAUAUUCUGGUUUGUGAUUUCUCUUAGUGAAGUGUUGGGGCGCACGCCCCCUCUCCUGGACGUACAAGGCAGCCUGGUUACCCUGACCCUCCAGUUGAUUUCUGGGAAUGUGAUUCUUGACCUUUUCAAGUUGCCUAUCUCAGAGACGAGGAUGCACCUUCAGACCCUGGUUUUCAGUUUGGCCGAUCAGUUGACCGAUAUGGAGAAGCUACAGAGAGGUAAAGGUCUGGUCAGGGUCUGCCAAAACUGGGAAUUGUGGAGAAAAGAUGAGGGAACUGGAGAGUCUUCUAAUUUUGUAUGGGCUAUUUUGACCUGUUCUUUGCCAGUUUUCCACUAUCACAAGUAAGUUGUCAGCCUGCGUGCCCCGGGCCAGAUGCGGUAGCUACGCUGCUGAUUCUAACAAUUACUCCUGCAGUCCUAAUCAUUGUAGGUGUAGCAGUAAUAAUGAUGUAUUCUUACUCUUCUACCAGCAGAGGGCAGUGUCACCACAUCAGUCAGCCCUGUGAAGCCAGCUCUCCGUAAUAACUUCAUGCAUAUUCCAGGUAAGUCUCUCACCCAUUGGCUAAUCCGUCUAGCUGCAUGGGUGUGUAUUUCUUAUAUGCAAAUGAGCACAGACAGUGUGUUUCACUGAAUUCCCAACUCAACAUUCAAAUGAGCACAGACGGGCAUCAUGAUUUUUAAAAAGCUGUAUUUAAAACAGUGUUCAUUGCUAACGGCAUCUGGUGAAAUUCAGAAUGUGAAUUCUGAAACAGAAUGCCUGCCUGGGCUCAUUUGCAUGUCAAGCUGAGAACUGUGGGAAUGUUGUGGAAAUAUAAUUUCUCGAGUUUCUGUACCCAAGGAGGUUUUUGAAUACCUCAAAUAUUAAAGGAACACUAUAGGGUCAGAAAUACAAACAUGUAUUCCUGACCACAUAGUGUUAAAACCACCAUUUAGGUGGCUUGCCAUCCCCCUUAAAAGGGGUUAAAACUCACCUUAUAUCCAGUGCCGCGCUGGCCCCGCCCCAAUUGAUCUCCGUGGUGACAUCGGAAUUUAAUGCUUUGGAUUGGCUGAAGGAGUCAGGAUGGGAUGGGGCCAAAAGCCAUUUUUUAUCAAUGCAUCUCUAUGAGGAAAAUACAGAGUUUACAUGCAGAGGGUGGAGACACUGAACGGCAAUCACACUGUGCAGCACUGCCCCAGGAAGUGGUCAUCUGAGGACCGGCCACGGGAGGUAUCCCUAGGGGGCAAUGUUUUUCUUUUCUCUGAAAAGACAGUGUUUGCAUGAAAAUCCCUAAAGGUAAUGAUUCUACUCACCAAAUCAAAUACAAUAAGCUGUAGUUGUUCUGGUGACUAUAUAGUGUUCCUUUAAAAACUCCGAAGUGUUCCAUGAAUGGAUCUUGAACUCUGAGAUGGUAUUAUUUUGCACCAAUACAUCGUUCACCAUACACUACCAAUCUUAUUUAAGUUUACAUGUGUUUUUUUUUUUUUGUUUUGUUUUUUUAUGACUAGGCAUUGGUAUUGGGGUUCUUACUAGUGAUUCUUAGGGAAGCAUGGGACAUAAGUCUGUCCAUGAUCAGUGGGAGUUACACUAGUGGGCAGCAGGUACUACUUGCAUCUGCUGAUGGUUAUUCAGCCCCAAGUAACAAAGCUCUGCAGAACCCAAGGUCAGUGGCAGAACCCGUCACUUAAGGGGGCCCGGCUGCCCUACAGCAACCGCGUGUCCCGCAGGCUAAAUAAUGAUGCCCUAGCCUGCACGGCUUAACUGCCAGGGGCCGCAUUGAAUGGGGCCCAUCGGGUGGCCCAUGCUGUUAGGGCCACUUGAUGCUAUGUAUUUCCAGGGGGCCCGAUCAGCGCUUUAACAGCGCAACCGGGCCCCCUCUGAUGUCAGAAGCUUUGAGAAAGUGACUGCCCUGGUCACUUCAUCCCAGCAACAAGCAGGAGCUGCGCGGGAGGAAGGAGAGGAAGGAGUCAGUGGAAACUCUGACUCCCAUCAGGCUGAGCCACUGGACCCCAGGGAAAGUUGUGUGUACGUCUGUAUGUGUAUCUGUUUGCAUGUGUGAGGGGGCUGGAACAUAUGGGAGGGGGGUGGUAGACUUACGGGGAAGGGUGGGGGGGAUAGAAGUACAGGGGCACCAAUGCAAUUUUUGCAUUGGUGCCCCGUGGUUUCUAGUUCCGCCUCUGCCCAUGGUGAUGAUAGUAUAAACACUAACUAUAGUGUAUUAAAAUGCAUUUUCUGAAGAAAACUAAAUCUAAAGUUUAGAGACAGGAGAGUUGUCUAUAAACCAGGGGAAGCCGAGCAGUUCAUAAUCUCUUAAAACUUGAUACGUGAUUAUGGAAUCAAAUGUUGUUAAUUGUGUGUUUCAUAAUUAAAUUGAGUCUAUCGGAGUAUCACUCCGUUGCUGUAUGUGAAUUGCUUUCAAUGAAUCAAUUUUCUCCAACUCCCUAGUAAACUGAAUUUCGUGCAUGUGUCUCCAGGCCAGCAUACAGCACUGACCAUAGAGGUAUAUAUUCUGUAUAGAUAUUACUCCCUAUGUGACAUUAGCAUCUUGUUUUCCACCGUUCAGAUGUAGAGGUGCGGCGGAGAUGUUAUGGUGUCCCCACCAAGAAGAGAUUGCCGGGGGAGUCAUUGGUCAACCCUGGAUGCAAAAGGUAUGUUUCGACACUUCCUGUUUUGCCAGAUGUCCUUACCUUACAUUGCCGGUGGCAAUGCAUUCACUUUACACCUUAUUUUAUUCCAGCAAAAAGGCUGCCACAGGGGUGGAUUUUGAUGAAUCGUGAUAAUCACAAGAACACCUGAAUAUCAGACCUCAUAAUGUAUUCUGAAGAUCUCAAAGCAGCAGCGCCACCUACUGACUACUCAAUUGUCAGACGUUUCUGUAAGAUAAGUGCUAGACUCUACUCCAAUGCUGCUAGCUGUGUGUGAUGUGUGUGUGUGUGGGAUCCCUGCGCUGUAGGCACAAUGCUAGAUGAGGUGCCUGGUUUGCAGUCUGUUGCCGUCCAAGACAUUUGUUCACACGGAGUGUAACAUGAAAGGCUUGCCUCCUCUGUAAGCCCUGGGGCGAGUAACUGUGAAGCAGAGCAUCACAUAGCGUGUUUUUAAGAUAUUCGCAAACUGUUUUUAAUUUAAUUUUUUUUUUUAAAAGGUGCAGUACGUUUUGUAUACUUUUAUGGAAGUCCUUGUACCCGAUUUUGCAUUAUUAAAAGCCAUUUAUAUGUC
Messenger RNA from Pelobates cultripes (western spadefoot toad), 10551 nucleotides. The record is from the annotation of a GenBank genome assembly. Lineage: Eukaryota; Metazoa; Chordata; Amphibia; Anura; Pelobatidae.